AUGAGACACAAUAUGCGUGAAUCCACUAUCAGAGGACAUCGAAAACUUAUGCGGGCUCUUAUCAUUCAAGCUUCACUUCCCGUCCUUUUCAUAUUUCCACCUAUUCUAAUAUAUGCCCUCUACCACCUUGAAUUCAUCAAUUUCACAAUUAUCGAGUAUCUCGUCUAUGUGCUAUUUAGCUUCUAUCCUGCAACCAGCCCAUUUGUGACGUUAUACUUUGUUAUGCCAUUCAACAUGGCCGUUAGAAAGUUGCUUGGAAUUCCGAGCAGGAUAUCAGACGUGUCCAAAUCCAUGCAAAGUGCAGUGAGCACACAAAAGGAAAUUCUUUUCACCGAUCAUGUAAUAAAGAGAAUUUCAGUGAUGGUGAAAUACCCAAGCCUCACGAUGUCCGACCCGAACAUGGACUGGAUAGCGAAAGAAAGAGGAACUUUUCACGGUGCUAGCAAUGUCGUCAUUACAUGUGUCACAAUCACAACACUUUCGUCGUUCCUCAAUUGA
Messenger RNA from Ostertagia ostertagi, 498 nucleotides. NCBI's taxonomy places the organism in Eukaryota, Metazoa, Nematoda, Chromadorea, Rhabditida, Trichostrongylidae. The record is from the annotation of a GenBank genome assembly.